Molecule: messenger RNA, 11001 nt
Organism: Coregonus sp. 'balchen'
Lineage: Eukaryota; Metazoa; Chordata; Actinopteri; Salmoniformes; Salmonidae
Source: the annotation of a GenBank genome assembly
AUGUGUCUCAGAAACCAGCCCAAAGUGUCACGCUCCAUCCCUCUGACCUCACUCUUCAUCCACCCUCUUCAUCUCACAGACGUUCCACAGCCCAGUCUGACAUUGAGUUCUACAGUCAUCAAAGAGAGAGACACCGUUCAGCUGAGCUGUCAGACUCCUCCAUCCAUCUCUGAAGCUCAGAGUUAUUUUUACUUAAAAGGCAGAGAGGAAUAUACCCUUACCUUAACCUGUCAGCAGACACUCACAGGAACUCUACUGGUGACAUGAACAGGUCAAAGUUCACCAGCUGAGGUCAAAAUACGAUGUCAGUACAAUGCUACAGGUUAUCAGUUUAUAUUCAUAUACAGUAAGCCUUCCAGAGUCACAAUUCAGGGUAAGAAGAUUUUUGAAUGGUUGUAAACAAUGUACUGUUGUGCCAUCAUUACCAUGUUCCUCUUGGGAUAUGUUAUCAUACUGUUUGUUGUCAUAAGCUAUUACAUUAAGCAAAAAAGGAAUAUAGUAUCUCCUUAAUUUCCCAUACUGUCGCUACAUGAGGUAAUGUACCCAAGAUCCUUAAAGGGAAAGUGAGAGAUUUUGGCAAUUAAUCCCUUUGUCUAGUUAGCCAGAGUCAGAUGAUCUCAUGGAAACCAUUUCAGAGUUUAAAGGAAGUUGAAGGUAGUUUUGCAAGCGAUUGCUAGUGCUAACGCUAGUUAGCAAUUACGCUAAUGCUAGUUAGCAACUUACUUCAAACUGCACGCAUAGACAUAAAAAUGGUAUCCAUAAGUUCAUCUGACUCUGGGUAAGUAGAAAAAGGUUAGGGGACAUUUGGCCCAUACACUUGCCUGUAACUUGCAAAGACAAAGGGUGGAGCUCUUCGUUCCGGUUCCGAUCCUCAUUCUGUUCUCCCCUCUUAACACAUAUGGACACAGAACGUAAUCAAGCAUCUGACCAAUUACGAAACACUUAAAUUCCGGGUUAACCGAGAUUGUCUGAAAUAACAAGGAGGGAUUAGGCUGUCAGUAAACUUCUCAAAACCACAAAAUGCUAAAUGCUUAAUUCCCCUAUUCUCACAGACUCUCCCCAGUUGACAAUGAGUUAUACAGGCGUCAGUGAUACAGACUCAGUUAAGCUGAGCUGUCAGACUCCUCCAUCUCUCGAUGUGUCUCACUGUUACAUCUAUAAACAGGGGUGAUUUAAUCUUCCAGGCUCAUCCUGUACGCAGACACUCACAGGAACAGAGCUGCACUCUUGGGCAGGUCAAGCAUUUCCAGCUGUGAUAAAAGUGGCGUGUUUCUAGGCUUUAGAGAUCAUAAAACUAAACCACAAAUACAAAUACAGUUGUCAAAACAUAAAACCAAAAAGUCAAAAACAAAUAUUUAACUCAGACAAGUUAGUUUGUUGGUUUUGAAAAUGUAAUUGAAGCCAUCUAAUGAUGCAAAAUAUCAGCUACAGACAACAAAAAUAAUGACUGAUAAAUUAUUCUGAAUGUUCCUCUGCAACAUUAGCCCACACUUGCCAAAUGAGACUGGUUUCUGCUAUUUGUGGUUUUCCUGUGAACAAGCUCCACAUCUACUUCUCUAUUCAAAGAAUCCUCUCUGACACAGUCACCAUCUUCUGUGAAGUCAUAGUAACAGUCUGUAGCUGUCUGCCAAAUGGCAUUGUUCAUCCCUGAUAUGGCUGGUCAUCUGUUUUUGGUCAUCCUCCUUUUCGGUGAGUUAUUCCUCCAUUCCAAGUUCCAUCAUCUGUUUGUGCUACAGGAUUCUCUCUCCUCUUUUAAUCUUUACUUUAGGAACUCUUUAUUAUUUCUGAAUCUCAUGGCUGUAAUAAGUGUGUCUUAUUCCAUUGAUCAUCUUAUUGAUUUCUUUUUCUCUACCAUUAUAUUUUGUUCAGAUAAGAAUGACUACUGCUUGACAACAUGCCCAUGAAUCCAUUGUAGUAUAUUCUACUUUACCAACUUCUGCAAAGUGUUCCUGUCUCUCAUGUUACUUUAUUUUGUUUAGAAUGCCACAUUUUCCUGAUCAAUACCUAUUUUGUUAUUUCUAGACACCUUCCAAUACAUCGAAGCCAAAGAUCAUUACCAAGGUCAUUAUGAGUGUUUACAACUGGAAUUAUUUUCCGUAUUUUAGAUUUUUCUGCAUACAGAAACUAUUUUUACUAAAUAAUAUUACCAUCAAGAUAUCUUGUUAACCUAAACUACAUAAUUGUAGAUACACUGUUAUCAUCUAAAAAACAGUGACUUAAUUGUUUUUAUUUUUCAAACGUAUAUAUCAAGUACUACAAUAUCUAUGAGUACUUAAAGACUGAAAAUGAAUUAAUAAUUAAAUGACAAGUGAUACACUCCAUAAUCCAUCUCAUCUCACAGACCAUCCUCCUCCCAGUCUGACAGUGAGGCCUGCAGUCAAAGAGCGAGACUCAUAUUUAUUACGCUUGUUCUGAAAAUGAGAUCUUACAUCAUAUUUCAUAAUGUCUUCAUUUCACAUACUUACUGUAGGAUUUACUGUACAAACAAAUACUGACUUACUUGAAAUUGUAUUUAUGGAUUUUCCAUACUGUUAAUGUGUUUGGAUUACCUGUAAUGUUUUUAAAUGCAACUUUCAUAGAAGCACACUUCAUUCUUCUGAUCUCACAGACCCACCUCCUCCUAGGCUGACAGUCAGUUCUACAGUAAUCAGAGAGAGCGACUCAGUUCAGCUGAGCUGUGAGACACCUCCAUCUAUCACAGCAGUUGAUUCCUGAUCGGGGGCCAUUGUUCAUUCGGGUCAUUCCGAGCAGGGUUUGUUCGUUCGGUUCUACCCGAGCAGGGUUCGUUCUGCUCUACCCGAGUAGGAUUCGGCUCUUCCUCCCGAGCAGGGAUCGUAAGUCGAUGGCUGGUCUGGUAGUCGAUGGCUGGUCUGGUAGUCGACGGCUGGUCUGGUAGUCGAUGGCUGGUCUGGUAGUCGAUGGCUGGUCUGGUAGUCGAUGGCUGGUCUGGUAGUCGAUGGCUGGUCUGGUAGUCGAUGGCUGGUCUGGUAGUCGAUGGCUGGUUCGGUGUUCAACGGCAGGUCGCCUACUGUCCCUCGCUCCGCACCAGCCCAGCUGCGUGGUAGAGUUGGGUUUAGCCUAUCACAUUAGCGUCGGGCGUGUCCCCAGUGUCUGUAGUCGUGGGAGACACAAAACAUACAAUUAGAGCAUGUACUGGCCAACAAUUGGGGUCACAGUCACACGUUUGAAACAAGCACUUUCCUUUAGUAGUGCUAUAGAGAGCGUUGUGAUUUGUGUCUUUCCCACAGCAGGCGACCAGCGGAGAGGAGCAGCGAGUCGGUCGAGAGGUCACUGGUCCAGUUCCUUUUAACUGAGGCGUGUUUAGCAAUUCGUUUGGGGAUGGAGGAGUUGAUAGAGAAUUGGCAACAGCUGUCUCAAUGUGGCUUUAGUCCAGGGAAAAUAGUCCAUGCAAUUCAAUUUGAUUUCACACGUGAGAAAUCAAGUGAAAAGCAAUAGUUGUAAACACACAGCACACAUUAUUAAAUGGCACUCAUAAAUGGGAAUUAUAUCAAAUAAAACAUGCUGAUACGUAAUAUAAAGAGAAUGGUAGGCCCUAGUUUAGUAAGAGUCAGUGUCACUUGUGACAUAUACAGUACCAGUCAAAAGUUUUAGAACACCUACUCAUUCAAGGAUUGUUCUUUAUUUUUACUAUUUUCCACAUUGUAGAAUAAUAGUGAAGACAUCAAAACUAUUAAAUAACACAUAUGGAAUAUUGUAGUAACCAAAAAAGUGUUAAACAAAUCAAAAUAUAUUUUAUAUUUGAGAUUCUUCAUAUAGCCACCCUUUGCCUUGAUGACAGCUUUACACACUCUUGGCAUUCUCAUGUGUUAUUUCAUAGUUUUGAUGUCUUCACUAUUAUUCUACAAUGUAGAAAAUAGUAGAAAUUAAGAAAAACCCUUGAAUGAGCAGGUGUUCUAAAACUUUUGAGCGGUAGUGUACAUUACAUUAAAAUAGAGUAAUGCAAAAAUGAGUCUCUGUCCUUUCCUAACAGAUCCAAAACCAGACAUUACAGUAAAUGUUAAUGGGGACUUCUACGUCAUCUGUUUGAUUUCUGGAUCUGUGAGUCCUGACACCACCUGUAACCUGUAUGUUGGAGAGGAGAGUCAGCCAUCCUUCACAGAAAAGAUCUGGAAAGAAAAAACCAAAGCUUCCAAUCAGUGGUUCUGUACAUUCAUUGUAACUGAGAGUGAUCUGGUCAGUCGUCUUCAGUCAGUGAGGCGUAAGGAGGUGAGCUGUGACUACAGAGUGAGCUCAGGACCUAACUCUCUCUCUCCACGCAGUGAUGGGAAAAGCUUUGAGGGUGAGUCAUUAUCUAAACAAAUCUAUCAGGGCUGCAGGUCUUCAUGAUCUGACUCACUUUGAUUUUAGCAUCUUCUUAGUAUUACUAUAUUCAUUCUGACCCACAAACUAAAUACCACAUUUCAAUCCAAAAAUUUUUUUUAGAUCUGGUGGGAGUUCACAUUAGUGAUCCAACAACUAUACCCUUUCCAGCAGGUAGGCUACACAUUUGUUUUGUUUCUUUCUUUAAAUGUACUUUGUGGCACUGCUGUUAUUUUUAAAGCGAUGCUCAUUACAGCAGUAAGAAAGGCCCUGGUUCUACUUUGCCCCUCAGCAUGACAGUGAGUCCUACAACAGGUGUAUUGGUCCUCUAAGGGACCGUCUUUGAAAUACUGUUUCCAAUUGUACAUUCAGUCAAAGGUCUGGGUUUUAACAAUAAUGUGCCACAUUAUGAUAUUGUGAACGUGUCAUCUUUCUAUUGACUGAGUUGUGUUGUUUACUAACAAAAAUGAUGAAUACUUUUAUUAUUGUGUAAUCAGAUACACAAUUAACUUGUAUUGCUUCCCAGCAGAUUCGACUGUUAGUUCUACUUUGACCACCAACACCCCAGUGAGACCAACUACCAAAAUGCCAACAAAAUGUAGCUAAGUUUGCAGUUUACAUUUUUCUGUUCUCAUUAAAUAAAUAAAGCUUGACCGGUUUACCAAAAGACCAAUUCAUAGCUGCUUGAAAUUUCAGUCCAGAUGUGUGUAAUUUUAGUCCAUCUUAUUUUUAGGUAAUGUGUUGUGUACUUCUCUCUUUUUGCUUAAAUAAUGACUUUCUUGUGUAAUAUGAGUUCUCUUCUCACAAGGUUUGACCUCUUCUUUGACCCCCAGUACAGCACUGAAUCCUACAUCAGGUGUGUUGGUCAUCUUUACCUAGUAAAUAAAAAAAUGUAAUAUGCCAUUUAGCAGACGCUUUUAUCCAAAGCGACUUACAGUCAUGCGUGCAUACAUUAUUUUUUUUUGUGUAUGGGUGGUCCCGGGGAUCAAACCCACUACCUUGGCGUUACAAGCGCCGUGCUCUACCAGCUGAGCUACAGAGGAUAAUAUAUAUCAGAAACAAAUAUAAUUGCUUUAUGUUCUACAGUUUUUUUGUAUUUUUUUUUCUUACAAAUUUGCCUCAUUACAAAAAAAAAAAGGUUGAUACUUGAUUAAUUAAAUCAACCCAUUUAGAUAUUAUACUUUUGUACAAUUAUAAUGACUUUCCUUGCACCAGGUUCGGCUGUUAGUUCUACUUUGACCACUGACACUCCAAGUAAAGGUAAGUAUGGCCACUAGAUUUUAGUUUAGUGUGUAAUAAGUGUUAUGUAGUAUGUUAAUUGUUAAUAAAAGGUAUCUCUCUUCCAUGUGCACAUUAGGUCAAAGCUCCACAUACAGUGAGGGAAAAAUAAAUAAUAAUAAUAAUAAUAUGCCAUUUAGCAGACGCUUUUAUCCAAAGCGACUUACAGUCAUGCGUGCAUAAUUUUUUAAUUUAUUUAUUUUUUAUUUAAAUUUUUUGUGUAUGGGUGGUCCCGGGGAUCGAACCCACUACCUUGGCGUUACAAGCGCCGUGCUCUACCAGCUGAGCUACAAGGGUACGUUUGCCCACUGACAAAUAAAUGAUCAGUCUAUAAUUGUAAUGGUAGGUUUAUUUGAACAGUGAGAGACAGAAUAACAACAAACAAAUCCAGAAAAACGCUUGUCAAAAAUGUUAUAAAUUGAUUUGCAUUUUAAUGAGGGAAAUAAGUAUUUGACCCCCUCUCAAUCAGAAAGAUUUCUGGCUCCCAGGUGUCUUUUAUACAGGUAACGAGCUGAGAUUAGGAGCACACUCUUAAAGGGAGUGCUCCUAAUCUCAGCUUGUUACCUGUAUAAAAGACACCUGUCCACAGAAUCAAUCAAUCAAUCAGAUUCCAAACUCUCCACCAUGGCCAAGACCAAAGAGCUCUUCAAGGAUGUCAGGGACAAGAUUGUAGACCUACACAAGGCUGUAAUGGGCUACAAUACCAUCGCCAAGCAGCUUGGUGAGAAGGUGACAACAGUUGGUGCGAUUAUUCGCAAAUGGAAGAAACACAAAAGAACUGUCAAUCUCCCUCGGCCUGGGGCUCCAUGCAAGAUUUCACCUCGUGGAGUUGCAAUGAUCAUGAGAACGGUGAGGAAUCAGCCCAGAACUACACGGGAGGAUCUUAUCAAUGAUCUCAAGGCAGCUGGGACCAUAGUCACCAAGAAAACAAUUGGUAACACACUACGCCGUGAAGGACUGAAAUCCUGCAGCGCCCGCAAGGUCCCCGUGCUCAAGAAAGCACAUAUACAGGCCCGUCUGAAGUUUGCCAAUGAACAUCUGAAUGAUUCAGAGGAGAACUGGGUGAAAGUGUUGUGGUCAGAUGAGACCAAAAUCAAGCUCUUUGGCAUCAACUCAACUCGCCGUGUUUGGAGGAGGAAGAAUGCUGCCUAUGACCCCAAGAACACCAUCCCCACCGUCAAACAUGGAGGUGGAAACAUUAUGCUUUGGGGGUAUUUUUCUGCUAAGGGGACAGGACAACUUCACCGCAUCAAAGGGACGAUGGACGGGGCCAUGUACUGUCAAAUCUUGGGUGAGAACCUCCUUCCCUCAGCCAGGGCAUUGAAAAUGGGUCGUGGAUGGGCAUUCCAGCAUGAUAAUGUCCCAAAACACACGGCCAAGGCAAUAAAGGAGUGGCUUAAGCAGAAGCAGAUUAAGUUCCUGGAGUGGCCUAGCCAGUCUCCAGACCUUAAUCCCAUAGAAAAUCUGUGGAGGGAGCUAAAGGUUCGAGUUGCCAAACGUCAGCCUCGAAACCUUAAUGACUUGGAGAAGAUCUGUAAAGAGGAGUGGAACAAAAUCGCUCCUGAGAUGUGUGCAAACCUGGUGGCCAACUACAAGAAACGUCUGACCUCUGUGAUUGCCAAAAAGGGUUUUGCCACCAAGUACUAAGUCAUGUUUUGCAGAGGGGUCAAAUACUUAUUUCCCUCAUUAAAAUGCAAAUCAAUUUAUAACAUUUUUCACAUGCGUUUUUCUGGAUUUUUUUGUUGUUAUUCUGUCUCUCACUGUUCAAAUAAAUCUACCAUUAAAAUUAUAGACUGAUCAUGUCUUUGUCAGUGGGCAAACGUACAAAAUCAGCAGGGGAUCAAAUACUUUUUUCCCUCACUGUACAUUGUUGUGUAUUCAAACAGUCAAGAAAGUGUUCCAGGUGUGUGUCCUUCUCUAACUACCUACCUGUCUUUUUUACACAAAUAAGACAACUGAGACAUGCAACCUCAAAAUGUAAUAACCCAUUUUCUGAGAUCAAAUCUUGAGAUUUGGUAUUGACCCUGGGGAUACAAGCUAAUGAACUUCCCAAUGUCACCAAACAGCUGUGCAAUUAUGGCAGGCUGCAGUGGGUGUGGCUUUUGAAGUGGGCAUUAAAAUACUUUUUCUAAUUGCACAUUCAGUCAAGGGUCUAGAUUUUAACAAUAAUGUAAUACAUUAUGAAAGUGUGAACAUGUAAUCUCUCUAUGGACUGAGUUCUGUUGUUAUCUGACAUGAAUAAUGAAUACCUUUAUUAUUGUGUAAUCAGAUAUAAAUGUACCUUUUAAUUCUUCCCAGCAGGUUCGACUGUUACUUCUACUUUGACCCCAGACACCACAGUGAGACCAACUACCAGUAAGUAGGCCUACAAAGUUUAACUUACAUCUAUAUUUUUAGUCACAUUAAUUCACUAAAGCUCCAACCGAUUUAUGAAUUGACCCAUUCAUAGCUGCUUGUGAUUUUCAGUCCAGAUUUAGAUUUUUUUUUUGUUCAUCUGAUUUGUAGGUAAUGUGUAGUGUACUUCUCUCUUUCUGCUUAUUGAAUGACCUUAGAUAUUACAUUAAUUUAUAUUUGUUUUUGUGUAAUACGAGUUAUCUCAUCUCACCAGGUUUGACCUCUCCUUUGACCCCCAGUACAGCAGUGAAUCCUACAUCAGGUGUGUUGGUCAUCUUUCUCUAGUUAGUAGAUAGAACCUAAACAAAUAGACUAGCUUUAUCUUACCCAGGUUUUCUUACUCACAUAUGUCCCCUAAUUUUAAAAAAUUGGUUGAUAUUUAAUAAAUUAAAUCAACCCAUUUAGAUACCUUUAUUUUUGAAUAAUCAGAUCCAAUGACUUUGCUUUGCACCAGGUUCGACUACUAGUUCUACUCUGACAACUGAUACCCCAAAGUGGCCACACGAUUUUAGUUUAGUGGCGUAAUAAGUUGUGUUGUGUGUUAACUGUUAUUAAACAGUCUCUCUCUUGCAUGUGCCCAGGAGGUCAAAGCUCCACAGAAAGCGUUCUGGGUAAGUAUCCUUCUCUAGGUGACUACAUGUCUUUUCUCCCACAAAUGAGACAACUGAGACAUACAACCUCACAAUUUUACUUUAGAUCAAAUCUUGAGAUGUGUUAUUGACCCUGGGAAUACAAGCUAAUGACCUUCCCAAUGUCGCCAAACAGCGGUGCAAUUAUGGCAGGCAGCAGUGGGUGUGGCUUCUGGGGUGGGCGUUCAAAUAUUGUUUCCAAUUGUACAUUCAGUCAAGGUUUUAACAAUAAUAUGCCAAAUUAUGAAAUUGUGAACAUGUAAUCUUUCUACUGACUCAGUUGUGUUCUACUGACUCAGAAAUAAUGAAUACCUUUCUUCUUGUGUAAUCAGAUACAGAAUAACUUGUAUUACUUUCCAGCAGGUUCGACUGUUACUUCUACUUUGACCGCUGACAUCACAGUGAGACCAACUAGUAAGUAUAGCUUAGUUUGCUAUUUCAUUUCCAACUGGUUUACUCAUAAACCUAUUCAUAGCUAUGUGUACUUUCACUCUAAAUUGUUGUACUUUCUUAGAUAUGAAAAAAAUGUAAAUUUUUCUUCUCCUAAUUUUUCUUCUCCUACAUCAGGUGUGUCGGUCAUAUUUAGUUAGAAAAACUGAAACAAAUAGACUACGUUUAUCGAACCCAGGUUUUUGUACAAAAAAAAUCCCCAUCACAAAUUUACACACAGGAGGUCAAAGCUCCACAGACAGUAAUGUGAAUUCAAACUGUCAAAAAAUUGUUUGGGGUAAGUAUCCUUAUUUAGUAAUCCCACGGCAAAAAAGCACUUGUCUUUUCCUACUAGCACUAACUUUGCUGAUAACUACUUUGUUGAGGGAAAAUGUACUUGCUACGAUUGUGAUAUGUUGUUGUCUAACCUAGCUUCAUCUUAAGAUGAAUGCACUAAUGUAAGGCGCACUGGAUAAGGGCGUCUGCUAAAUGACUCAAAUGUAAAUGGAAAAUGUUUAGCUGACUACCUGUCUUUUCUCACACAUAUGAAAACAGAAACAUUUUCUCAGACUGAUAAUAAUAUGGUCUUCUAACACCUGUCUACCAUUUAAGUAUUUACAUUGGCAUUAAGAGCUAAUGACCUCUCCUGAUGUCAUCAUGUCACCAAACAGCUGUGCAAUUAUGGCAGGCAGCAGUGGGUAUGGCUUCUGGAGUGGGUGUGUUCCUGAUGGGAUUGACAGCUGUCUGUCUCUGCAGGAGGACCAGUGAGUACUUCUGAUUCUGCAUAACAAAUAUUUUGAAAACGUUUUCCUUUGUCAUAUUAAUGUAAGUGCCAUUAACAUGGGUUAAUCUAUCAACUCAUUUUGGUCAUAUUUUAUAGGGUAGGCUAUAAUCAAUAUCAUUAUUUUAGCUUAAUUUGUUUUUCAGAGAAAAACCAUUCUCAGAGGUAAGAAUUCCCCUUGUGAAUAUUUUAUAAUGCAGAUUCUAUCUCAACCUUUAGUUCUGUAUUGUCCAUGAUGAGAUGUUCUUACCACAACCUUCUUAUAUUUGUAUUUUGUAUAGACCUACAGCCAGACAGGAUGAUCACAGCCAAUGUAUGUUCCAAAAAUAUACAUCACUGCACACACUACUAACACAACUACACACAUGCAUGUACAAAUACAAAUUGUAAUGACAUUUUCAUUUAAUAUCUGUUCUAGAUGAUUUGGUGAUGGCAGCUGUGAGCAGUGCAGGCAUGUUGGAAUCAGGGGAUGCUGGGAUCUAUUCUCUCAUCACCUCUGUACCGUCCACGUUUUUGCCCUCAGGUGAGUUUGUAACAGAAUGUCUUCUGUCCCCGUCUUCCCGACCUGGGACGUGAAUUUGGGACCCUCGUCACAAUAACACUUUGUCACUCAAUGUCAACCGUACUCACGUAAAACAUAAAAUAAGGUGUUAAUCAGAGCAUCUUGAAAGCGUGAGAACCGAGCUAUAAGUUUACAGGGUGGUUUGAAUCAGGAGGAGAAGUGUGAAGUGACAUUAAGCACAGUAAAGUAACAUGUACAACCACAUCCAGACUGACGCGUGCACACACACACAAAAACACACAAACACACACACACACACACACACACACACACACACACACACAAAUACCCACAAACUUUAACUCAGGCUCCCUCUGUGUUGUACAGGCCCUGUUGAUGAGAAUGGAAAGUAUUCUGCAAACCACAAUGUAAGUUCAGAAUCAACCAUUGUGUUUGGUGAUUGUGAACGACUCUCAGUUUCAGAUUAAUGUUACAUCCUCUUAGUAUACACAUUUAUAUUUACAGUAUUGUAGAUUCAAAGGACUGAAGUUAAACUGUCUGUUUCUUUUCUCUAGCCUGAUGCGUACCACGUAUACAGCUCAAUCCCCGACAGACCAGCAACUUCAGCCCAGCCGGAUGGGUUGUACAGUCUUCUGCAGGCACACUGA